CCCCCAUGACUCAAAAUUACUGGAUUAUUGAAAAGUGAAGUUUUCUGCCAAAAUGUACAAUAUCCAGGCCGCAUUGCAGGCAAAGGCGUUGAUGAGAAAACAUAGGAAAUGGGUCAAGCUUGCAAUUCGAACUUUCAACACGAUUCUGUGUUUGGGAAUCCCACUGACACUUGUUACGAAGGAUUCAGAGCUGCAUCGACAUAUGCAUGAUGACAGUGAUCCAACAUUUGAGCUGAUCUACUUGAUACUAGUGAUCGUGAGCCUUGUGGCUUACUAUGUGGUGUGCUUUACGGAUCCUGGAUUUGUUCCAACAGCAGGUGAAAAUAAGUCUCCUCGUAUCUUCCAUGAGUCACAUCUUUUGGAUAUGUUCGGAGAUGAUGACGGUGGUGAUGAGCAUAGCAGGAGAGUAGCUGAGGAAACCCAUGGUGUGCACAGGAGAUGUGGAUUUUGUGGAAUUCAGCAACCUUUGAGAUCUCACCACUGCCAUGACUGUGGGCGAUGUGUACGCAAGUUUGACCAUCACUGUCCUUGGGUGGAGACGUGUAUUGGAGAAGGUACACACAAAUAUUUCCUGAUCUGGUUGUUUAUCUUUGAAGUCCUGAUACUGUGGACGACAAAAAUGACAUGGGGAUGCUUCACACGGACUGAUACGUGGUACCAAUGGUUCACAGAGAAUUUCAUUUUGCUGAUGAAUAUGUUCUGGCUAUCCAACGGCGUCUGCGUCGUGACGGGACUGCUGUGUUUCCAUUCGUACAUCAUGUGUGUCAACCAGACGACGUGGGAAAUGAUCUCUCACAGUCGCAUUACAUACUUGAAACAUCUGAGCUGGUCGCACAAUCCAUUCCAUCAAGGAUAUAUUCAGAAUGUGCGAGACUUUUUGUGCAGGAGACGCUACAGGAGUUGGGAAGAUUUGUAUUUCCGUAACACUCGAUCUGGCGUCAAUUCCCAUAAAAACCUGGAUUUGGAAGUGGUUUGAGAUUAUUUCAAAGGUCUUGUUUUGCAUUAUGAAGUGAUUAGCCUUUAGUGACAUCUGUGAGGAGUUAGCUAUUCUAGAUAGUCUAGUGAUAUUAUCAUCACUUCAUUAUUGGCAUAGAUUAUGUUGCAUUAUAGUAAUACAGAUAAAUGCACGUUGAAUUUGGCAUGAUUACUACUGGUACUGGCAGCUAUUUCACUGUACAUGUAGGUGAUGGUAUGAAGAACAAAUGUUUUUUUCCAAUUUUAUAACUUUUUACAUUUAUGUCCUUUGUUUCCUCUCUUCACUGGUACUGCAUGCAAUGCCAACAUUAUGUACAGAAUAAAAUCAAAUGAGGUGUCAGUUAUAAUUUAUUAUCAUCAAGAUAUUUAAAGGCCAGGUUGACUGCUAAGAUCUACAGUUUGAUGUGAUGGAUUGUGGACCAAGAUAAGCUCAGUUUAAUUGGGGUUUUUAGAUUUUAACCAGGUUCAACUGCGUAGUGUUGAUUAUUUUGUACUGUUUUGUUAUCUACAUGUAGAUUUAUAUAUUUUCAAGAAAUUAUUUCAUAUGGCUUGUUGUAUGUUUAGAUAUUGAAAUAAAGUUAAAAAUGGACAUUCCAA
Lineus longissimus is the source of this 1572-nucleotide messenger RNA. RefSeq names its product palmitoyltransferase ZDHHC12-B-like. Gene Ontology annotation, biological process: protein targeting to membrane; peptidyl-L-cysteine S-palmitoylation. The coding region runs from base 53 to 976 and encodes 307 amino acids. Gene Ontology annotation, molecular function: protein-cysteine S-palmitoyltransferase activity. The transcript has 5 exons. The record is from RefSeq and is a predicted model, not a curated record. Gene Ontology annotation, cellular component: endoplasmic reticulum; Golgi apparatus. Lineage: Eukaryota; Metazoa; Nemertea; Pilidiophora; Heteronemertea; Lineidae.